This is a messenger RNA of Malania oleifera, 1291 nucleotides long. RefSeq lists its product as uncharacterized. Bases 31 to 366 code for a protein of 111 amino acids. NCBI's taxonomy places the organism in Eukaryota, Viridiplantae, Streptophyta, Magnoliopsida, Santalales, Ximeniaceae. The record is from RefSeq and is a predicted model, not a curated record. The transcript is spliced from 4 exons.
UGUACCAGUGUUGAUUGAUUACCCAUUCCAAUGUGGUCCUCGUUCAACAAAUUGCAACUGUCACAAUCUUUUUUAAGAUCAACAGUUGUGAUCAAUUCGGAGCUGGGGGAACAGUGUGGGGAACACUUUGAGACAGUUUCAGCAUCGAGGAGGAUUAAAAGUUGUUCCAUCCAAAGGUGGCGGCGGGUAAAAGUGGGUAGAAUGUUUUUGUCAAGAAGUCUGCCCUGGACGGUGAGGUGGCUUCAGAGGUUUGACGUCGGACUAGUGUGGCGCUCGGGAUUCCUUUCCAACAAUCUUUUCCCUAGAAAAACAAAAUGGCAAAUUGGUUCCACUAUAUUCAAAAAUCGUCUAUUAAAUGUAUUUUAAUCGGGUUGAUUCCGUGUUUGAUUACGUGGUGCCUCUGGAAUCGAAGAUGUAAAGCGAGAAUGGAAGGAGUUUAUCAAAGUGCAGAUCAGAUGUGGAGAAGUGUUUGAUUUUGGGUUAGUUUUAUUGCUGAGAGCACAAAUUCUUUUCAAAAAUUGAAGAAGUCGGACAUUAAGAUUUUGAAUGAGUUUCAAAUUAAACAUCAGGGAGUUUGCGACAGGCCUGGAAAAAAUUAUUUCGUGGGUUAAAUCUCCAGUAGGGUGGAUAAAACUUAAUUAUGAUGGGAGUUGUAGAGGCAAUCCGGGUACUUCAGGAGGUGGAGGAAUUAUUCGGGAUUGCCAUGGCAUGGUAAAAGCGGUUUUCUCAAGUUAUUUUGGUAAUGGUACGAAUAAUAGUGCAGAAUUAAAAGCAAUCAGAGAAGAAAUUCGUUUGUGCAAACGUUGGCAUUAUGUUAAUGUGAUUAUUGAAAGUGACUCGCGAAUUGUAAUUGAUUAGUUUCGAAAAGGUAGAUAUACUUUGUGGUAUCUUUGAAAAUUUUGAGAGGAGCUCGUGGCAGAGUUAGAAGGAGUGAAUGUCAUGGUGAUGCAUCAAUAUAGGGAAGGCAACAGUGCGACUGAUUUUCUUGCUAAAGAAGGAGAAAUGGGAAAUAAUGUAAUCUAUGAAGAACAACACCUUCUACUACGUUAUCUAAAAGGUAUUCUUCGGAUGGAUAGGUGGGGUCUCGUUUCUGUUCGUUGUUAGUUCAACUCUAGAGUUUCGUUUGAUGUAUUUCAUUUUGAUUUUGGUUGUUUUUAUGUUUUUAUCUCCUUUGUUAGUUAUGUUUAGUUUUGUUGUCCUAGUUUGGUUGGUUUGUUUUAACUUGUAACUACGGUAUUCUUCCGCCAAAAGUGAGGGUGUAUUAAUAAAUAAAUGGAGGUGCCGCCCUCAA